AUGGCCAGGCUGGGAACGGACGGGCAGGGCCCGCUGGCCGGGGAGCCGGCGGACGCUCUGCAAGGAUGGGUGAGCGGCAGCGGCGUAGAGCAAGUCAUCCUGUGCCGCAGCCGUGAAGAAGCGCACAACACUGCGGCUGCUGCGGACAACAAUCUGGCGGUGCGGUUUGUGACGCGCGCAGACCUGGGCACUUUGUCAGUCAAGGAGGAGCACGACUGGCGCACCGGCGCGCAGGGCCUCACCACAAUCAGUGUGCCUGACGCGUCAGGUAGCUGGUGGCUGUAUCCCUUCAGGAUCACCCUGCCAAAGGGCGGCGGCUCUGUGCGUGUGGUGGCGGGCUCAGCGCAGCUGGCUGCCCAGCUGGCGUUCCUGAGGAUGCUGGAGGCGGCGGUCGGGGUGGAGGAGUUGAAGACGACAGCUAUCGCGCACUACUACGUCACCGGGCCCAACAUGCCUACGGCGAGCGCCGCGGUUGCCUCCCAGCUUGGCCACUGGCAACAGGCUGGCUGA
Molecule: messenger RNA, 510 nt
Organism: Monoraphidium neglectum
Lineage: Eukaryota; Viridiplantae; Chlorophyta; Chlorophyceae; Sphaeropleales; Selenastraceae
Exons: 3
Coding region: 1-510 (169 amino acids)
Source: RefSeq, a predicted model, not a curated record